AUGGGUACCCAGAAGAAGGAGGCGAACCGCAAGGUUCGCGAGGGCAAGGCGGGCGAGUUUGCCAACAUCAAGACUAAGGGCGAGAACUUCUACAGGUCUGCCAAGAGAGUCAAGGCCCUGAACAUGCUGAAGGAUGGCAAACCCACGAGGAACGCCGCCGGAGACAUCACCAUAGCCGCCUCCUUCCAGAGCCGGGAUGUUCCCAACGCCAGGAUAGAGCCGAACCGCAAGUGGUUUGGCAACACACGUGUCAUCUCCCAGGACAGCCUGAACGCCUUCAGGACCGCCAUGGCCGAGAAGACCUCCGACCCCUACUCAGUCCUCCUCAAGACCAAUAAGCUUCCCAUGUCGCUCAUUCGCGAUGAGACGAAGGAUGCCAAGGGUCAGAAGAAGCACCACGCCAAAAUGACGAUUGAAACAUCGUCGUUUGCUGACACCUUUGGUCCCAAGGCCCAGCGCAAGCGAGUCAAGAUUGGUGCCGGUAACCUGGCUGAUCUGGCGGAUGAUGUCGACAAGAGCAUGGACACAUACGAGGAGCGUCGCGAGCAGGCGAAGCUCCUAAGUGGCAACUCCGGCGAGGCUGAGGACGAGGCGCAUGUUGGCAUGUCAAUCGAACCCAUCUUCAACAAGGGUCAGAGCAAGCGUAUCUGGAACGAGCUCUACCGCGUGCUCGACUCGUCCGACGUCGUCAUUCACGUGCUGGAUGCGCGCGACCCUCUUGGUACCAGGUGUCUGAGUGUUGAGAAGUACCUCAGAGAAGAGGCGCCGCACAAACAUCUCAUCUUUGUCCUGAACAAGACUGAUCUCGUCCCCACAACUGUUGCUCAUCACGAACCCCCUUUGGCAAGGGUAGUCUUAUUGAACUGCUUCGUCAAUAUGCAAAAGCUGCACAGCGACAGGAAACAAAUCUCGGUGGGCCUCAUCGGCUAUCCAAACGUGGGCAAGAGCAGCAUCGUCAACACGCUGAGAAGCAAAAAGGUUGCCACUGUUGCGCCCAUCCCUGGCGAGACCAAGGUCUGGCAGUACAUCACUCUUACCAAGAGGAUAUACCUCAUUGACUGCCCGGGUAUCGUGCCUCCUUCUCAGACCGACACGCCAGAGGAUAUUCUCCUUCGUGGCGUCGUUCGUGUUGAGAACGUCGACAACCCCGAACAGUACAUCCCUGGCUUGAUGAAGAAGGUGAAGCCACACCACCUGGAGAGGACCUACGAGCUCAAGGGCUAUGAGGAUCACAUCCAGUUCUUGGAAAUGCUGGCACGGAAGAAUGGUCGCUUGCUCCGAAAGGGCGAGCCGGACCUGGACGGUGUUGCCAAGAUGGUGCUGAACGACUUCAUGCGGGGCAAGAUUCCCUGGUUCACGCCAGCGCCCGUGGAAGAGGAUGCGGAUGCGAAGGAGAGCAACGACAUCGAGGGCCGAAGUGGAAGACUUGGCGAGAUGCCUCUGAAGAGGAAACGGGCGGGAGACGCCGCGAGCGUCCCUGGCACUUCGAUGGGUCCCUCGACGCCGGGAGCUGGUUCGUUUGCUGCAGCUGAUGAGGAAGGAUUGACGAGUUUGACGGUUUUUGCUUCUUGA
Messenger RNA from Verticillium alfalfae VaMs.102, 1572 nucleotides. Its product is annotated as nucleolar GTP-binding protein. NCBI's taxonomy places the organism in Eukaryota, Fungi, Ascomycota, Sordariomycetes, Glomerellales, Plectosphaerellaceae. Gene Ontology annotation, cellular component: nucleolus. Gene Ontology annotation, molecular function: GTP binding. The record is from RefSeq and is a predicted model, not a curated record. The coding region runs from base 1 to 1572 and encodes 523 amino acids. The transcript is spliced from 3 exons.